This is a messenger RNA of Prunus persica (peach), 583 nucleotides long. RefSeq names its product EG45-like domain containing protein. NCBI's taxonomy places the organism in Eukaryota, Viridiplantae, Streptophyta, Magnoliopsida, Rosales, Rosaceae. Gene Ontology annotation, cellular component: apoplast; cell wall. Bases 64 to 462 code for a protein of 132 amino acids. The record is from RefSeq and is a predicted model, not a curated record. The transcript is spliced from 4 exons. Gene Ontology annotation, biological process: systemic acquired resistance.
UUUACUUCACAAACUACUGCACUAGAAAUAAUUGUUACAAGUUAUUUGUUAGGGAAAGAUUUAAUGGCAUUUGAAAUGCGAGUUCUCAUUGUGGUGGUGGCCAUGGUUGUAUGCCUUCCCUCGGCCGUAUAUGCAGAGCAGGGAACAGUCACUUUUUACACGCCUGCUUACGUUCCCUCCUCAUGCAACGGAUAUCAAAACGAUGGUGUGCUGAUUGCUGCAGCAAGCGCUCCCAUUUUUAACAAUAAAGCUGCUUGUGGAAGAAGCUACAGAGUAACAUGCACCGGCGCUACUAACCAAGGUGUGCCACAACCUUGCAAGGGUACCAGCGUUGUGGUUAAAAUUGUGGAUCUCUGUCCUUCUCCUGGAUGCCAAGCAACCCUCGAUCUCUCUCAGGAAGCCUUUGCCACCAUUGCUAACCCCGACGCCGGCAAGAUCACGAUUGAGUAUAAUCAGGUCUGAAGCUAAGCUAGCUAGCUCUCUAAGCCAUAUGGAGGAGCAAAUUUUAUGCCACAUUUUGUGUGAAACUUUUAUGUUUCAUUGAAGUCAAGUCAUGAAUAAGAAAGCAGCACUUUGUGUGAAA